ACAGACAGCAGAAGUCAACCAAAGAAUUUCUGCUACAGCUGAUUCGGUCGCCAUCUUUGUCGCGAACAUAAACAACACCAGUGAGUCGCGUUGGCAUUUAGAUGUACCGCCGUCAUUUGGGAGAAAGCGAGCACAGUGUCCCCGCUACAGCGCUGAUCUUUUCAACCGAAGAUGACAGUUGAUUUGGUCACCUGAGCCACCGUGUCAGUCGGAGAUGGGGAUCCAGUGUGGAUUUCCUCAACGGGAGGGAGCGGAGGUUUAAAGGGGGGGGCGGGGGCGGGGAGGGCAGCAGAGGGGCCUGAGGAGAUGGACCAAGAGUACGAGAGACGGCUGCUGAGGCAAAUCAACCACCAGAACCUGCCGACAGAGGCCCGCCUGUCAAAGUGUGUAAGUGCUACCUGCAGUCCUGUCAGUGUUAAGUCAGGGGACCGCUUCAUUCCCACCCGUGCUGGAAGCAACUGGAGCAUCAACUUCCACUAUGCCAAUGAGAACUGUCGCUCCCCGAAUCAGAACCAUAAAGCAAAGGAUGCCAGCUCGGAUUCAAGCAAAGAUGCUGUGGCGUAUGCUGCCCUGCUGAGGAACGAGUUACUGGGGGCAGGGAUAGAGACUGUGCCAGACCCUCACACGGACGACCGGCGGCAUGCAGUCCUCCCUCAAGACUCUCACAGCCUUUUUAGGUACACUGUCCACACUAAGAGAGUGCCUUUCAAUAGCGAUAAUGAAGUCUCACCAUACUCCCUUUCUCCACUUAGUAACAAGAGUCACAAGCUGCUCCGCUCCCCUCGUAAACCAGCCCGCAAGAUCUCCAAGAUCCCCUUCAAAGUGCUGGAUGCUCCGGAGCUGCAGGACGACUUCUACCUCAACCUGGUAGACUGGUCAGCGGGCAACUUGCUCAGUGUCGGCCUGGGAGCCUGCGUCUACUUGUGGAGUGCCUGCACCAGCCAGGUGACAAGGUUAUGUGACCUUUCAGUGGAUGGAGACUCUGUUACAUCAGUUUGUUGGAAUGAGAGGGGGAGUCUCGUUGCCGUCGGAACCCACAAGGGUUACGUUCAGAUCUGGGACGCAGCAGGAGGGAGAAAGCUGACCAGUCUGGAGGGUCACUCAGCACGUGUAGGUGCCCUGGCGUGGAACGGAGAGCAGCUGUCUUCGGGAAGUCGGGACAGAGUGAUCCUACAGCGGGACGUCAGAACCCCGCCUUCUGCUGAGAGGAGGCUGCAAGGUCACAGACAAGAAGUGUGUGGUCUCAAAUGGUCUCCUGACCACCAGCACCUCGCAUCCGGAGGCAACGACAACAAGUUACUGGUGUGGAACAGCUCCAGCCUUCUCCCUGUGCAGCAGUACAGUGACCACCUGGCAGCGGUGAAGGCCAUCGCCUGGUCCCCCCACCAACACGGGCUGCUGGCGUCGGGGGGCGGCACCGCCGACCGCUGCCUGCGCUUCUGGAACACACUGACGGGUCAGGCGCUGCAGAGCACAGACACCGGCUCCCAGGUCUGCAACCUGGCAUGGUCCAAACACGCCAACGAACUGGUGAGCACUCACGGCUACUCUCAGAACCAGAUCCUGGUGUGGAAGUAUCCGUCACUAACACAGGUGGCCAAGUUGACAGGACACUCCUACAGAGUGCUGUAUCUGGCUGUGUCACCAGAUGGGGAGGCCAUCGUUACAGGGGCUGGGGAUGAGACACUACGUUUCUGGAACGUCUUCAGUAAGACACGCUGCACCAAGGAAUCAAAGUCAGUGCUGAACCUCUUCACAAGAAUACGAUAGUGAACAUGCCGGGUCAGGACUGGUUUCAGGACUGAACUGUGGUUGAAAUGCACAGAGUCACCAACAACACUCACAGACUAGCUCUUAGAGCCCUCUCAUCUCAGCACCAUCUCUCAGUGCACCAACCACCACUACAGUACUACUUCUCAAAUCCACUUUUUCUACAGAGGAUCCAAACUUCCAACAACAACUGCCAUCCCUCACAGUGAUGUCACUGAUUAAAAAAACAAACAGUCUAUUGUCAGGACACGUUGUCUGCUUUAAAAAGUCAGUCAUCUUUUCUGUUGUGGAAGUGAUGAAAUUGUUUUAUUAUAUAUUAGCAGAAGUAAUACAUGUACAAGAGUUCUAAACUAUA
Messenger RNA from Siniperca chuatsi (mandarin fish), 2125 nucleotides. RefSeq names its product fizzy/cell division cycle 20 related 1b (gene fzr1b). Gene Ontology annotation, molecular function: anaphase-promoting complex binding; ubiquitin ligase activator activity; protein binding. Bases 307 to 1770 code for a protein of 487 amino acids. Lineage: Eukaryota; Metazoa; Chordata; Actinopteri; Centrarchiformes; Sinipercidae. The record is from RefSeq and is a predicted model, not a curated record. Gene Ontology annotation, cellular component: anaphase-promoting complex. The transcript is spliced from 14 exons. Gene Ontology annotation, biological process: positive regulation of ubiquitin protein ligase activity; positive regulation of anaphase-promoting complex-dependent catabolic process; anaphase-promoting complex-dependent catabolic process.